This is a messenger RNA of Prunus armeniaca (apricot), 465 nucleotides long. The record is from the annotation of a GenBank genome assembly. Lineage: Eukaryota; Viridiplantae; Streptophyta; Magnoliopsida; Rosales; Rosaceae.
AUGGCCGUCAACUCUUCUGAUUUCUCAACCCCGCCUCUCCCUGCCGCUCCUCUUCCACUCUCAUCCACGAAGGAGAAUCUGACCCCCGUUGGCUCCAAAAUUGCGGAAUUGAAUGAAUCGAGGUCUGAGCUGCUUGGCAGAAUUCAAGGGUUGAAGCAGGAUUUGCAAAGUUGGAGGUCAAAAUUGGACACUCAAGUUAAGGUCUACCGCGAUGAGCUUUCGGAACUUAAGAAAUCACUCAACACUGAAGUGGAUCAGCUUCGAUCAGAAUUCCAAGAACUGAGGACCACUCUUCAGCAGCAGCAAGAAGAUGUUACUACUAGUCUUAGAAACUUGGGGCUGCAGGAUGUCUCAGGAGAUAAAAAAGAAGGCCAAGAGACCCAAGAUACUGUGGUUGAAGAAAAUGGUGACAAAAAAUCAAAUGUUUCAACUAAGGAGGUUGGGACUAAAGAAGCUGAAAGCUAG